GUGGGUGGGGCCGGUUCCGGGCAGGAUAGAGCUGCGGGGCUUCCGGCGCCCGCAGCUGAAUUCGGUUCAUUCGGCUCAAGAUGCGCGGCGGGGAGGGCGCCUCGCGGGCCCCAGUGCUCCAGCUCACCAACUGCCGCAUCCUGCGGGGCCGGAGGCUGCUCAGGGAGGAUCUGUGGGUGCGCGAGGGCCGCAUUCUGGACCCAGAGAAGCUCUUCUUUGAGGAGCGGCUCUUAGCCGACCAGCGGCGGGACUGCGGGGGCUGCAUCCUGGCGCCCGGCUUCAUUGACGUGCAGAUCAACGGUGGAUUUGGCGUUGACUUCUCCCAGGCCACAGAGGAUGUGGGUUCGGGAGUAGCCCUGGUAGCCCAGAGGAUCUUGUCGCACGGAGUCACCUCUUUCUGUCCCACCUUAGUCACCUCGCCACCAGAGGUUUAUCACAAGGUCCUUCCUCAGAUCCCUGUGAAGAGUGGUGGUCCCCAUGGGGCAGGGGUCCUCGGUGUGCACCUGGAGGGUCCGUUCAUCAGCCGGGAGAAGCGGGGUGCGCACCCCGAGGCCUACCUGCGCUCUUUCGAGGCCAACGCCUUCCACGACGUUCUGGCCACCUACGGGUCCCUGGACAACGUCCGCAUCGUCACACUGGCUCCUGAGCUGGGCCGUAGCCGGGAGGUGAUCCGGGCGCUGACGGCUCGUGGCAUCUGCGUGUCCCUAGGGCACUCUGUGGCCGACCUGCAGGUUGCAGAGGAAGCCGUGCAGAGCGGGGCUACCUUCAUCACCCACCUCUUCAACGCCAUGCUGCCUUUCCACCACCGGGACCCUGGCAUCGUGGGGCUCCUGACCAGUGACCGGCUGCCCCCAGGCCGCCACAUCUUCUACGGAAUGAUCUCCGACGGCAUUCACACCAACCCUGCCGCCCUGCGCAUCGCCCACCGGGCCCAUCCCCAGGAGGAGCCUCUCGGCCCCUCUGGUGGGGUGCCAGAGCCUGGGUGUCCCCACACCCCAUCCAGCGUGCCUGGUGGCCCCUACCCUCCACCCCCCCAGAGCCUGCCCUCUCUGCUCUCAAGGCACCAAGACCCUGUGCGGCAGCAUAGCUCCGAUGGACGUGUGCAUCCGGCAUUUCCUGCAGGCCACAGGACUUGGAGCGCCAGGGCCGUGGGGCGGGGUGAGGGUGGUCACCCGCUGUGUCUCCUGAGCAGGCUGCAGUGUGGAGUCAGCCCUGGAGGCUGCGUCGCUGCACCCCGCCCAGCUACUGGGACUGGAGAAGCUCAAGGGCACCCUGGACUUCGGGGCUGAUGCAGACUUCGUGAUGCUCGACGACUCCCUCCACGUCCAGGCCACCUACAUCUCGGGCGAGUUGGUGUGGCAGGCGGCGGCGGCGAGGCAGUGACCUGGACCCCAGCUGGAGGACACCCGCCUCACCUGGACACGGACAGCACUGGGCUGCCGAGGAGCUGGUCUCCGAGGAGUGAAUGGGAGCCCUGUCCUGGGUGAAUGACCUGAGCCCUGGAGGCGACUGGCUCGGAUAAACCGUCUACCCCAAAGG
This is a messenger RNA of Pipistrellus kuhlii (Kuhl's pipistrelle), 1539 nucleotides long. It is a transcript of the gene AMDHD2, whose product is annotated as amidohydrolase domain containing 2. The record is from RefSeq and is a predicted model, not a curated record. The transcript is spliced from 10 exons. Gene Ontology annotation, biological process: N-acetylglucosamine catabolic process. NCBI's taxonomy places the organism in Eukaryota, Metazoa, Chordata, Mammalia, Chiroptera, Vespertilionidae. Gene Ontology annotation, molecular function: N-acetylglucosamine-6-phosphate deacetylase activity. Bases 81 to 1289 code for a protein of 402 amino acids.